Chenopodium quinoa (quinoa) is the source of this 1336-nucleotide messenger RNA. RefSeq lists its product as uncharacterized. Lineage: Eukaryota; Viridiplantae; Streptophyta; Magnoliopsida; Caryophyllales; Amaranthaceae. The transcript is spliced from 6 exons. Bases 178 to 1089 code for a protein of 303 amino acids. The record is from RefSeq and is a predicted model, not a curated record.
AAUAACGGUGUCAAAUUCUAUGUUGAAUUCAAUGACCUGUACCAGCCCAUUCGAAAAGGUGGACAUAUUUUGAUCCAUUUUCUUGGUAACAUUGCAACGAUAGAGACAUAUUGUCCACUUGGAGAAGAGGACUGGCAUGCUGUUGAUGGGCAUUUUAAAAAGAAGAUAAUUCUUGAGAUGAGAGUAGGAUCGCUUUGUGAUUCCAAAGGUGAGCUAUAUGACAAAGCAUCCCUCAUGCGUGUUAAUAAAAGUUGGAGGCAAUAUAAGUUUAAAAUUAAGAAGGAUUACUACAAACCAACAGAGAAAAGUUUAGAAGAGAUGUGUAGCGGGACGCCGCCACAUGGGAUUAGUAGUCAAAAUUGGAUAAAGCUACUUAAGUAUUGGGAUUCAGAGAAAGGAAUAUCACUAUCAGGAUGUGGUAAAGCAGCACGGGCCUCUCUAAAUCAAUUACAUAGAUGCGGUUCUAACAGUUUUGCAAACAAACAAGCUGACCAUGAAGAUGAGCAUGGAGAAAAGAUGAGCUUAUUAGCUCUCUGGAUAAAAGCACAUACUGGCAAGGAUGGGUUUCUACCAGGCACAGUGACCGAAGAUUUUGUGAAUGAUGCGAAAGCUAAAGUUGAAGAGUUGAGAUUGACAAACCCUUCUAAGUCCCAACGGGAACUUGAAGAUGAAGCCUUUGAGCUGACCAUGCAUGGUGGAGAGAUCCUUGAUCGUCCUACAGGUUACGGACUUGGGGUUCGAAAGAGCAACAUUUACGGGGUGCAUGCUUUGCUAAAGAAGGAAGGGCCUAGAAAAAAUUAUCAAAGGACUGUGGUAAUGGAUAAUAAUGUGAAAGAAGAAAUGUCUGUUUUGCACAAAAAAAAUGAAGUACUUGAGAAGGAAAAUGAAAAGCUAAAAGACCAAGUACAAGAGAAUAAUACUCUUCUUAAAACCCUUAACGGACAGUUUUCUCACAUUGUUGGUGGAGUUCAUGAUGGAAAGAGUUCAAUAGAACUUCUAACCUGUGCAAAAUCAGUCUUGGGAGUGACAAACGAACAGGUUAUGGAUGCAACAGAAAGACAAAGGAAACCUACUGAAGCUGGAAAUUAGCCUACUAUGCACCUUCAUUUGUUUAAAGUUACUUAGAUAGUAGUUAGCUUAUGUAGGUUUUAAUCUAACUUUUUAAUUUAGUUGGCAUGCAGUUGAUAUAUGUAACAAUAAUGAUGAUAUUUUGGACAUCAAUAGGUUUUUUUGAACAUCCAUCGGUGAAAGUAUGUAGUAGGGAUUAGAUUUCAAAUUUUCAACUCUUUGUUAAUUUUGAUAGCAAUAUAUAUGUUUUAUCGUUGCUUUUAUGUAU